UCCUCGCCUGUUUCUAAUUCACCUUUACCCUUGCUGCCUCCUCUUGGUGCCCUACCUCCCCGCCACACCCCUCCCCCUCUCCCACCUCGCCAAACUCACACCUACCAGUGCACACAACACAAACAUGCCCCCGUCGCUCCCUCUCGCGCACCUGCUGGCAUCCACCGGCCCUGCCGAUUUCUCCGGGAGGCGACAGCUUUCCGACGUCUCUACUGCGAUAGCCAAGGCCAAGAAGGUCAUCGUCGUCAGUGGCGCUGGUAUCAGCUGCUCCAGUGGUAUCCCGGACUUUCGAUCGGAAGGCGGCCUCUACAGCCUAGUCAAAGAAAAGUAUCCUGACGCAUUCUUUACCGGAAAAGACCUCUUCUCUGCUGGGACGUUUUCGAAUCCCGUCACCACAGCCAUCUUUUACACCUUUAUCGCAGAGCUCUCCCGCUCGUGCAAUCAGGCCAAACCGACGCGUACCCACCGCUUCAUCGAGACUCUACACGAGAAGAAGAAGCUGCUGAGAUCGUACACGCAGAAUGUGGAUGGUCUGGAACGGAGGAUGGGCUUGGAGAGCGGCGGAAGAGGAAGGGGGCUGAAAAAGCUGGGCACAAAGAAUGUGGAGCUGCACGGCGAUCUUGGACGGGUGAGAUGUGUGCUGUGUUUCAGCGACUAUGAAGCUACGCCCGAGUAUAUGGAGAUGUUUAGAGAAGGGGAGGCUCCCGAGUGUCCAUCCUGUUCGGAAAGAUGCGAAUCAAGGAUCAAUCGGUCGGCAAGAGCAACUGCCGUUGGCACCCUUCGCCCUUCCAUCGUGCUAUAUGACGAGCCCCACCCUCUGGGCGAUGACAUUGGCUCAUUGGCUGCCUAUGACGCCGCGCGCUCCCCGGAUGUUCUGCUCAUCAUGGGCACCUCGCUCAAAGUACACGGGCUGAAGCGCCUGGUGAAAGAAUUCGCCAAGGCGGUCCAUGGGGGUAAGAAGCCCGGACUGGUCGUUUUCGUCAAUGCGACUGCGCCGAGUAAAGAGUGGGAAGGCAUCAUCGAUGUGCAUAUAGAAGGAGAGACGGAUAUGUGGGUCGAAAGAGUGGAAGAGGAAUGGAGGAGCAUCAGGCCCGGAGACUGGUUGUCCCAGACUCUUCUUGAUAAAGAAAACUUUUCGGCCAAGAAGCCCCAGCCAAAGGGCAAGAAAGAACUGUCAAAUCGAGACAUCAACAGACUUCCCACCCCCCCUUCCUCACCUACACAGUCUUCCUACCCUACAUCGUCCCAAGACUCGUGCAGUGCAGUGUCAGACAUCUUUGGCUCACAGUCCUCUCAAGCACUCCCGAGUUCACAGGCGAGUCAGGCUACAGAAGUAGAAGAUGCUGUCGAAGCAAAGUCUGCUCCUCCCACACCUCUCUCACCUUCAAAGCGUCGCCCCAAGUCGCAGGCUAGCCCCAACAAGAAAAGCAAGGGUGGGAUCGACGACCUGGCAGAUGUUUUGGGGACGCCAAGCCGCAAGAAGCCGUUCCAGGACGACAAAGCGGCGCCUCCCCCGUAUACAUCCGCUGAUGAGGAUGUGUUUGGGACGUCACCUGAAAAGAAGACUGCGAUCGAGGGUGUGCAGAAGGGCAAGGCGACCCGGACGCGUGGGAAGGGAGGGGGAGAAAAGGAGAAUGUGCCGGUGAAUACAGUCAAGGUGCGCAAGACGCGGGCACAGGUGGCUGCGAGUGCAGCUCUGGAUAGAGGGGUGCCGAACCCCCCCUCCCCGAAUCCCACCACCAUCUCCCUCACCUCCACCACCGCUUCCUCCUCCCAGCCCGUCCCCCCCUCCUUCGCCGCCAGCGUCACUCACCCGGCCGAGAUAGGCUUAGGCCUCCUCCAUGGCGAGGAGCAGCUCAAAAACGCCCUCCAGUCCAAGGAUAGGAUGUUUGUCCUUGUGCUCGCAAAAGAGCUCGAGGCAUUCAUCGCCCGUGUAGCGAAUGGGGCGCUCACAGCAUCAUCGGCAUCCGGGGGGUUGGCAGCGACGACCAGCACCUUGGCCGCACUGGGUCCUUCGGCGCCCUUGAACGUCACCCCUAGCAGCAAGUUUCAACGGAUGCUCGUGUACAAGUCAGCAGAGUGGUACGGGAUCAAGGCAGUACCGGGGCCAGAUGGUUCCAUGAUCAUAGGCGUUCUGGGCACUUUCAAUGACAAGAGCACAUCACUGAGACUAUCGGAUCUUGUCCCAGCAGCUCCAUCCCCAGCCCAAAAGUUUCGCAUCAUGCAGCGCACACCCGCUUCCUCCCAGAACGCCUCUGCUGAGGGCUCAUCGUCGUCGUCCCUGUCCGACACAGCGGCGUCAAACAAGCUCAAGACAUUGGAGGAACGCGAGGCCGCCUAUGCUGUUGCGAGAGAGAAGAUCUAUGGCAAAGCUGGUGAUACGGAGGAAUCGUCUGCGCCCCAAGCCGACGAGCCAGAGGUUUCAGCCAAUCGAGCUGCGGCCGCCUUGGAAGAUGAUAUCGAUCCUGUCCCUAGACGCCGAUAUGGCGCUUCCAGUGCCCCCUACGAGGUGAUCUACGCAUCUCUCUACCACCCCUCUUCCGGCAAUCACACCCCCUCACCUGCACCAAAUAUGCCAGACCAGUAUGGACAGCAGCAGCCAAGGGUGGACCCGAUGUACGGUUAUCAGCCAGCCAACAUGGGUUACGCUCCAUACCCGCAAAUGGACAUGAAUGGGCAUUCUGCCGGGGCAGGCUAUCAUCAGGGUACGCAGACGGCUCAUGGGUAUGGCGGAUACUCGGAUGGCCAGUAUCCAGCACCACAACAACCUUAUAUGGUGCCCGCAUGGCAAUCAUCAGCAGGGUAUCCUCAGCCUGUGAAUGAUCAGCAACAGCAGCAACCAUAUGGGAUGGUACAGGGCCAGGGUGGUCAGUGGUAUCAGCCUACAGUCAAUCAACCCAUGCCGGCCAUACAGCAAGGCAUACCGUAUGCUGGCCCUACCUACGGCUACAGUCAGCCGCCCCAACAACCUUCGCAAACCUAUUCAAAUCAGCAGCAAAGACCAGCAGCCAUGCCGCCACAAGGCCAGAGUCCUUACUCGCACCUAGUGCAGCCCACCCCACAGCGCCCGCAUCCGCAUCCCCACAGCAGCGCUUCUUCUUCCAUCUCUUCUCGGUCAUACCAGUCACAGUCGUAUCCCGAAAGCUCACGGCCCCACUCCAGGGGGUCAAAUACGAGCAAUAGAAGUGCGGCGAGUAGUGUGAGGCUGGGAGCAAUGUAUCCUGCCGGACAAGCACCUGGAGGAGGUAUGGGAGGCGGAUACAGGCAGAAAGGUAUGAAGCAGCAGGGAGGAUUGAACGGAAUGACCAGUCUCGUAUUGAACGAAGGAAAGAGGGGAAGAGGGCACAGCCCUUCUUCCACAACGACGGCUUCCUCUUCUCAUUCCUCUCGUCGAACAUCGUCGAUCAAUGUCCCACCUCCUAGCCAACAUCAGCUCCCACAGCGACCCGACUGGGCGGCCAACAAUGUGCCAUAUCACCCAUCGCCCAUGGUGACGCCUCCCAACUUGGCUGCGUCAGUGGCUGCUCCAGGGAUGCACGGUGGUAUGGGAUUGGUGUCCGGGCAAGGGCCCAGUGCAUCAGAGUUUCCUCCCUUGCUAAGGAGCGGCACUGCCGCUGAGCCCAUGCAGGUGGAGAGAGCUAAAAUGAGGCCUAUAACUAAGCCAACAGUCUGGGGAGCGGGCGCGACUGCUGGUGGAAUAGGAAGCCCUCAAAUGGCUCCCCAUGUGCCCAGUCAUGUCGCCAUCCUCUCUGCCCCCCGCGCACAAUCUCAACCCCCUCUCCACCAUCACGCUCCCCCAACGGCAAAGGAAGAAGACCCCGAUUUCCCUCGGCGGGUACCUGCCAAAGCUGCGCCGACGCUGUAUGACCCUUCGGCGCCUUCGGGCUCCCUCAUUUCCGGUGGAUCUCGCCCACCGUCGGUUAAUGCGAACCCCGGAACGCCGACAUCAGCUAGGUCAAUGACGAGUGGUGCAGGAUUGUCGCCGGAGGAAGUUAUAGAAGCCAAGCUGGCGGCGGUGUCGAUCAGCGCAGGGGUCAGUAUUGGCCCGCCGCCCAGCAGGCAGAAUCAGGCGGCGAGUUAUGCCAAGAUUGCUCGGCGGGAAUAGACGUGUUUGUGGGAACGAGAGAACCGAGUCACCUUGUAUAGUCCAUGGAUUGUUGGUAGUCAAAACAAGGCAGUAUUUGAAUUUCGGGAGUUUUCGGAAAAUCUUGCAUUGCAUGCUUGGAGCAUUGUGGAGAUAGUCGUGUAUGCAAACGCGUAUAUAGUGCAUACUUCACUGUUGGUCGUCCUGGAGAGCUAGGAUUUAGCUGAUAGUUUCCAGCGAAUGCUCAUGCAGACUAUAGGUUGUCAGCCUUCUUGAAGUUGAUAUGAGCGACCUUGG
Molecule: messenger RNA, 4381 nt
Organism: Cryptococcus amylolentus CBS 6039
Lineage: Eukaryota; Fungi; Basidiomycota; Tremellomycetes; Tremellales; Cryptococcaceae
Exons: 7
Coding region: 125-4105 (1326 amino acids)
Molecular function (GO): nucleic acid binding; NAD+ binding
Source: RefSeq, a predicted model, not a curated record